UUAUCGUGAUGAAGUCGUUUGUAGGUGCGACACUCCCUUCUAGUGUUAAGAGCUUCAGAAACGAGGGCUAAUCCCUGCUAGUCCCUGCACACCUGGAGGAAAGACGCUGCUGCUUUAGCAUGUGCUGGUGGGCAUGGGGGACCCCUGAGAAAGGCUGGCUGGAGGAGGCUGGCUGAUUAUCAUCCACUGUAGUCACUGGGAGUCUGAGUCAGCAGUGCUGUGGCUGGUGGAGGGAUGGAUUAACCGCAGGAGUGUCUAAGUGUGUGUUCAGGGCUGGAAUCAUCAUAAUAACAAAGCCAGGCUGGGAGGAACCGUGUCGUUAUCUGUCCACAUGUCCAUCGAUCCCUGCUUUGUGGAUUGAUGGUGACGUUUUCUUGGUGAGGGAGCGAACCCACACCGUGCAUUCAGCAAGCGGUUCUCCUUGAGGGCUCAGAGGAUAAAGGAGAGAAAGAAGGAGUGAUGAGGGGCUGGAGGGAUGGGUAAAAGAGGGGGGGAAGGCGGUCCAAACCGGUGUGCCCGGAUACACGGUAUAACGGCUCGCCCGCACUGCAGAUUAACCCUUGAGGCGCCGGGGGAUGCUUACGAUUUGGGUUAGUGUGGAAAGAAGAUCCUGGUGAUAACUUAAUUAUUGUUCUUAGAAAUUAGACUGCUUUCCAUUAAAUUAUCAUACAGAACCAAGAAACAGGACAAGCAUCAGAACCAGCAGUGGAAGUUUCAGGCCAACCAAAAUGGCCCUGCUGUGACUGUGUCUCUCUUCUUCUUUCAACACUCCGUGUCCUGUAUACACCAUCAUUGAACACGCUUUGACAGACAGGAGCCCUCAGCCAAAGCAUUGGCUGGUGGAAGUGAGGGGGGGCGGAGAGAGCCUGGUCAUUGGGUCAGGAGCAUUGACAGUGGAGGAAUAGUGGUGGGUGGGCUCCAGGUGCCGGAUGCAGAACCUCUUCGAGCAGAACUUGGACAUGGCCACGGCUCUGCUUGCAGGGGAGAAGCUGAAGGAGCUGAUCCUGCCCGGCUCCUCUCAGGAUGAGAAGGGUGGUGCCCUCGCUGGUCUUAUGGUACAGCUCAAACUGGAGCUGCCCUUUGACCGUGUCGUCACCAUCGGAACCGUCAUUAUCCCCAUCCUGUUGGUCACUCUGGUCUUCACCCGCAACUUUGCAGAGGAGUCGAUAUACUGCUACACCCCACACAACUUCACUCGUGACCAGGCCCUCUAUGCCAGAGGCUACUGCUGGACAGAACUACGGGAUGCUGUACCUGGCGUUGAGCCUCAACAAAGGCCAUCGUUGUUUGAGCACAAGUUUUUGCCCUAUGCCUUGCUGGCGUUUGCAGGGAUCAUGUACAUCCCAGCACUGGGCUGGGAGUUCCUCGCCUCCACUCGUCUUACCUCUGAACUCAACUUCCUCCUCCAGGAGAUUGACAACUGCUACCACCGAGCUGCCGAAGGCCGAGCCCCAAAGAUCGAGAAGCAGAUCCAGUCAAAAGGUCCAGGGAUUAGUGAACGUGAGAGGCGAGAGAUCAUUGAGAAUGCUGAGAAGGAGAAGAGUCCUGAACAGAACCUCUUUGAGAAGUAUCUAGAGCGUCGAGGCCAAAGUAACUUUUUAGCCAAGAUAUAUUUAGCAAGACAUUUGGCCAUCAUCUGCCUCAGUUCCAUUCCCAUCACUUACUUGAGCACAUACUACGCCUGGCAGCGGCAGAACGAGUUCACCUGCGCGCUGGGCGAGCCACCAGACAUUAGCAGCAUCCCUGAACUGCGGUUAAGUGUGAACUGCAAGCUGCCAGCUGUGCAGCUCCAGCGCAUCAUGGCCGCAGUGGACAUUGCGCUGCUCUGCACCAUGAACCUUAUCAUUUUACUGAACCUACUACAUCUGUUUGUGGUGCGCAAAUCCAAUUUUGUCUUCGACAAGCUGCACAAAGUUGGCAUUAAGACACGGCGGCGUUGGCAAAAGUCACAGUUUUGCGACAUUAACAUCCUGGCCAUGUUCUGUAAUGAAAACAGAGACCACAUCAAGUCUCUCAACAGGCUAGACUUCAUCACUAACGAGAGUGACCUGAUGUAUGACAAUGUAGUGAGACAGUUGCUGGCAGCUUUAGCACAGUCCAACCAUGAUGCCACACCGACUGUUCGAGACUCUGGGAACCAGACAGUUGACCCAGGCUUAGACCCAUCUGUACUGGGGGUGGGAGAACUAGGAGUAGAGGCUGUUAUCAAAAGACCCCGGAAGAAGAUGAAGUGGAUCCCCACGUCUAACCCUUUGCCACAACCCUUUAAAGAACCCCUUACUUUGACUCGGCUGGAAAACAGCAUGAAGGCUGAAAAACCCAAACCCCUGCGGCGGAAGACUGUAGCUGAUGGUUUUAUUGCCCCUCUACUCGACACCAAGAGCACACAAUACCCUCCCAGAGCUCCAGAAACAAACAGUGUAAUAGAGAAGAAGCACACUCGUAAUUUCUCCCUGGAUGUCCAUCCGUACAUGACGAACAUUCAGAAACCUAAAUCAGAAAUGACCAAUCCAGAGCCACCGGCUGCUGAAAACACUCUGGACACUGUGUUCAUCGAGGGCACGCACUCCGUAGUUCACGUCUCCUCCACGCUCACUGAAAAGAAAGACCCACCACCCCUGUCCACCACCACUGCCUUUUCUAAGAUGACCCUCCCCACCACCUCCUACAUGAAUGGAGGGACAGCUACUUUACCCGACCCUGAUUCCCCUAAGACCAAGGAACCUCUGAAACAGUGUGCAGAGCCGGAGAGUCAGCCUGUACCCUACAGCCACAACCCCUCACACCCGCUACUCAGCAUCCACCACACACUGUUCGAGGAGGAGGAAGAGGAGCAAGGCCACAGAGACAAGCUGGUGGAAAGGCCUGCUGAGCUCAUUGCUGCAGGAGAGUGCUGAAGGCUCACACAAAAACAGACGAGUAUAUAUCCACACCUCAGAGUUUGCACAUAUUUCACUUCUUUCAUCUCUUAACCUUAGCACCAAGUCCUUAGGAGGGUAAACUGUGUGUCAGCACUACACUUACCACCUCAUCUGAUAGAAUCACCUUUCCUCAUGGUGCAGCACACUACACCUCAUCACCUACUGUGCUUUAGGUGGAACCAGUGAGGUCAGUCCACCAGAGAGCUUGUGGUGUACAAAGGACAGCUCUGUGAGAAAAAAAGAUUUGGAAUGCACAUACAGGUAACUUCAAAAUGUUCUUCUGAGGAUUAACUAACACUGAUUAAUUUUAGUGAAACAU
Molecule: messenger RNA, 3240 nt
Organism: Astyanax mexicanus (Mexican tetra)
Lineage: Eukaryota; Metazoa; Chordata; Actinopteri; Characiformes; Acestrorhamphidae
Gene: panx2
Product: pannexin 2
Exons: 6
Coding region: 930-2897 (655 amino acids)
Biological process (GO): positive regulation of interleukin-1 production; monoatomic cation transport
Molecular function (GO): channel activity
Source: RefSeq, a predicted model, not a curated record